Messenger RNA from Parasteatoda tepidariorum (common house spider), 4054 nucleotides. Its product is annotated as alpha-latroinsectotoxin-Lt1a-like. The record is from RefSeq and is a predicted model, not a curated record. Lineage: Eukaryota; Metazoa; Arthropoda; Arachnida; Araneae; Theridiidae.
AUAUUUAACAGUUAUAACUAGCCUUUUCCGAAAGGGUAUUCUACUCUUCUUUAAGAAGAAAAGUAAGUAUAGAUAUUUCGCUUACAAUUAUGUCCUUCCAUUACAGUAAAGAGCUUACUCGGGACUUGAAUAUUCCAAAGCAAUUCAAAAAACAAAAUAUCAAAAGACUAGCUUCUGGGAAAUCCAGCCAUAAUGUCAAAAUGGCUGAACGAUUUAGAAGAAGUAAUACUACUGUCGAGAACAUGGUAAUUUUCAAUGAUAUAAACACGCUAAUGCGUUUUAGAAGAUUAACUGAUCUUGAAAAACUAGCCGCUGAAUGCAAAGAUUUAGAUUGUCGCAUGAAUUGGGCAGAUGCUAUAACGGGAUUUUUUGGGGCAGCGGCAGCAGUUGCUGGCACUCUAUUGUUGCCAGGAUUGGGAUUGGCGCUGUCUGGAUUCUGUUUUGGCGCGGCGAUAGGCAAAGGAUUGCUGGGAUCCGCUUCGAUUGAAAGAGAUUGCGCUGAUGUACCAUUUUAUGAAUUAGAAGUGAGACUAAACAAAACUUUAGGCGAAAUAAACCGGAAAUUAGAUAAGCAAACAGAAAUAUUAAAAGAUAUUUCUAACACAGUCAAGAAAACUUUAACAGAAAUAGAAAAUAUGAGAAUAGCGAUGGACCGAGGAUUUGAGAACAUUUUAGAUUCCAUCGAAGGCCAAGAUGUGAAUGAAUUGGUUUCAACUAUAAACACAGCUUAUAAAUCUUUUACGUUUAGUGAAAAUAAUCGUAGAGACGCGCCAAAAGAUCAAUAUGUGAAUUUUAUAGAGCAGGAGAUUGGAGAUAAUAUCUUGUUUAACUAUGUUAAACUGGGUGGAAAGUUGUACGAAGCGCUAUUCUCGAUCCUCGAUAAAAAAUACGCGAUCCCAAAAAAUAGUAUUCACCAGAAUGCUUACUAUGCUCUAAAUGCUCUCAGUUUCGGAACCGUUACUUAUUCGAAUAUUGUGUUUUCUCUGUUAGAUCAGUAUACUUACGUUGCCGAAUAUUAUUACCAGGAGCGAGAUCUCAUUAAAUUUAACACAUACCUUGAUCGCCUCAUAUUUUAUUUUACAACGUUUAAACACAUUUUUACAACAGCUAACAAUGGCUUAGUUGAGGAUGUCAUAAAGGUUAUGGAAAAGGUACAGAGAAUGUACAACCUCGAUAACGAUAGAAAAGAACUGUACAGUGACAUUUUGAACAAAACAAAUCAUUUGAAAUGGGUAAAACAAAACUUUCAGAAGAUGAAUUUACAAAUAAUAGAAGAAACGCCAGCAAAUGAAAUUGAUAUUAUCUUUAAUGCUGGUGGAAAAGUAAGCAAAACGAACUUUUUAGAUUGGGAAAGAGGAGUCGAAGUUAGCUACGCACUUCAGUACGAGGAGGAUGGUAAGUAUUCCAAAAUUAGCAAAUGGAUAACUCAAGAAGUGCUCGACAUUGCUAACCCUCAGAUAUCAAUUAGAAAUUCGAACCAGAAAAACAGGAUCGUUUUUCGGAAAUUUGAUAACAAUCCACCAGAAGUGGUUCAGGUUAUUUCGGGAUCUCAGUUACAGUUUAGGGAUCUUGAUAGAGAUUUAUAUGAUUUAGCUUUCAAAAACUCUUACGAUGAUAACAGUAUAAUGCAGAAUAUGAAUAAACUUUUAAGUCUUGGUGCCAAAGUUUCUGCCGUUUUUGAAAGCAAAAGAAGCGUGAUUCACGCAGCAGCUGCAGCAGGAAGAGUGAAUAUGUUGAAGCGAAUUUUAGAAGUCGAUCAUAGAGUCCUUAAUCAGAAAGAUUCGGUAGGUUACACUCCUUUGCAUAUAGCUGUUGAGAACAAAAGAGAUGAUUUCGUGCGCGAGCUAGUAAAACAGGAUGCUGAUGUCAAUGCAAAAACGAUUGAGCAUGGCGUAACACCUUUACAUUUAGCAGUGCGUUUCCAGUCAAAAAAAAGCGUAGAGUAUUUAUUAGCUAGUGAUAAAAUUAAACCUAAUGAGGUUGAAAGAUCCAGAAAAACUGCUCUGCACAUCGCUGUUUCAGAUAAUUCUUUGAGCACUAAAAUUGCUAAACAGUUUAUCAAUAGUAAUAAGGUAGAUGUGAAUAUCAAGGAUACGCUAGGACUAACGGCCUUACAUAUAGCAGUUCUGCUGAAUUCGAUUGAGAAUGCUUUCAAUUUAAUGCGCAGAAAAGGAUGCGAUAUAUACGCUAAAGACAAAAACGAUAUGGCCCCCAUUCACUAUUUUGCAAUGAAAGGGCGUAUCCGUAUGCUUAGCGGUUUCAUGAAUUAUGGUUUUGAUAAUAUAAACUCUCCUGGUUCGGACUAAAAAUGGACCCCUCUUCACUUUGCAGCCUAUUUUAAACACGAUAAUCUGGUAGAUGGUUUGAUACGGUGGACAAUGGGAAAAUCGGUAAGACAAAUCUCUGCAGAUGAGCCCGAUAUAGAUCAGCAGACGCCAUUGCAUUUAGCUGCUCAAGCAGGUUUGAAGCAAGGUGUUAAUACCUUGAUGACUUAUGCCUAUGCAAAAGCUUACAAAAAGACUGCCGAAGGCUAUACACCCCUUGCUAUAGCAAUUCUUAACAAACAAACUGAAAUUGUUAAGGAGAUAGUAUCUUUAGAAAGCGAUUGGUUACAAAAGUUGCCAGAUGGCAAAUACACUAAGGAUGUAGAUGCAUGAUCAUGUGAAUUAGCAAAGGAAAAGAAUUUCAUGUUUGAUUAUUUGGUGAAAAAGGUCGCUGUGAUAGAAAUAAGUUUAUAAAAAGAAGUUCAAAUGCCGAGCAUAAAAGCGAAAAAUUUAGGGAAUAUAGUAGACACUUUCCCCAAAAACAUUACACCGAAAAUGGAGCUAAGUUUUUAGCUGAUCCCUACAAACUGAAUGAAGACAUGAAAGUUAAAGAAUUCAAAACUCACGCAAAUGUUGAUGUCACUGGUGCUUUACUCUUGCUAGACUUACUCAUUCGCAAAUUUACUAACGAGAAAUAUGUUUCUAACUGGAAGUUCGUAAACUCUCCUUACGAUGCGACGGUUCAGGCUUUGAAAAUAACCGAGAAAUUGAAUAAUUUAUUAAAUGAAAAGGGUUCGAAAAAAUUAGAUUCAUUUGAUGUUUUUUCAAAGAUACAGAAAGCCAUACAUAGUGGUAACGAAAGUAAAUUUAUGGACACGUUAUGCUCUUAUGUUAACGAGUUUGCUUCGCUAAGACCUGAAGAAGUUAGGGGAAUUCUAAACGCAGUUUUACUGCAUACAAAAAUCCAAAUUUCCAAAAAUCAGAUCGACAGAAAGCUGCAAAGUUUUGUCGAACAUCACUGCUUUGAGAGAACAUUUGGAAUGUAAUUCGAAUUUGUUAAAUAACAAAGUUUCUAUUAAUGGGACUCAAGUUAAGUUCACUAAAUCUUAUAUUUAGUAGUAGACUUAUAUUUAACGUUUGGUGGUGGAAAUAGCUUAAAACUUUUUUUAAAAAAGAAUCUAUGUGUUUUUAAUGAAAUAUUUUGGCGUUAUAGAACAUUCACUGUUUUAAAAAAAAGUUUUUUUUUCAAAAUUCAUGUACACUCAAUAAUAAAAAAAAGAGCAUAAAUUCCAAAGGCAGCAAUUGCUUGUCAACAUAAUAAGUUCUAAAAAACAAAAACUAAAAUAGUUGUUCUUGCAAUAAUGAAUAUGAAAAGUGCGGUUUUUGAUUAUGAAUUACGUUAAUGAGCUUUUAAAAAAAUCUCAAUCGCAGAAAAUUUAGAAUUCUUAAGAGAAAUCUUUCUUUUUAACAAUAUUUAUGCAAAUAACGUGUAAAGCAUCUUUAUCAAAGGUACCGAAGGAAAGUUUUUUUUGGAGGGGGGGAGGUUGAUUAUGAAGUUAUUAUUACUAUUUCAGAAAACAACUUUGUCUUAUUUAAAUUUAUAUUCGUGCGUUUUAAGCAACAAAAAAAGAAAAAGAGGUAAAAAAAAGGGAAAAAAACGUUGCGUUUUACAUAGAAGUUGCAUACUAGGUUUAGAAACGUUGCUCGUAUAGAAAAACAGUGGUACUGUUAUUUUUCAAAUUUAUGUAUAUUCUCAAAAAUAAAAAAAGAGGCACCAAAUGUCAGCUCCA